UGCAUGGCACCCACAAUUCCUACCACAAGCACGACUGACCACUGACCACUCGUGAAUUUUGACGGCCUGAAAUGCCUCCGGUCGGCCGCUCAGCUCAUCGAUCGGAUACAAAAGUCUAAAACAAACUCGACCUCAUGCUCCAGGGCUAGCGCAGCGACCGAAGACGGCUCCCCUUUCAGGCUGUUUGCCAUCACCCGGCUGAAUGCUAAUCAGAGCCCUCUGCGCGGCCGCACAUCAACUUGGCAGGACGCCGCGAGGCGGCAUCAACGCUGCGAACAUUCGCACCUUGCACUUCUCCUGCAUCGUUCUCAGAAUGGCUGAAGCAGGCCCUUCUAAUUACGCAGCUCCUCAGCAAGUGUUGCCCGAUGGUGCCGUCUCAGAGCCAGAUGUGCAAGCCCCUACCGAUGCCCAAGCUGUCUCCGAAAGUGAAGGCAUGAUUGGCGCAGGUCCGAAUCUGCAGGAGCUGCAGCAGCCUCUAUCCAAGAAUGCGCGCAAGCGUCUGCUCAAGAUGGAGAGGUUUGAAGCUCAGAAAGCAGCGCGGCGAGCAAGAGACAAGGAAAAGAAAAAGGAGAAACAAGCUCGAAGAAGGGAAGAAUCGCGGUCAGAAUUGAGAAGUGGAGCAGACUUGAUUCGACAGAGACCGCCGCUCAAGAUUCGCAAACCUUUUGAUGCCGCUGUCUGCAUCGACCUCGGCUUCGACGACCUCAUGACCGACAAGGAGAUCACUUCCAUGAGCUCUCAGAUCGGCUUCGUGUAUGCCUCGAAUAAGAGCUCAGCCAGCCCAUUUCGCAGACUCGUGUUCAGCGGUCCAGGGCCUCAAACGGCAGGUCAUUACGACAAGUCUUCCACCAACGAAAGCAGCGAUGCUGCAUUUUCCAAAGGGCAGGCGGAUGAGGAGAGCGCCAGGAGUAUGGUGCCUUUCGCAGAAACUCCGACCGGCAAAAGGAUGACGAGCGCUUGGAAGUGGGAGCUUUGGAAGAAUAUCGAACGUGUGCCCCGAGGUGGUCUGGAGAGCUUGAUCGAUCACGAGCGAGACAUCACGAACGAGCUGAGUCCAGUUGCAGCAGGGCCCACAAAGGACGUCGCCGGCGAGAGGCGUCUCAACAAGGCGGAUAGUGUUGACUUGGCUGAUGCUGAUGCUGAUGCUGAUGCUGAUGCCGAUGCCGAUGCCGAUGCCGAUGCUUCUUUGGAAGCCAAGUCCGCAAUCAAGGGUUUCCAAUCGCAAGACAUCAUCUACCUGACAGCGGAUGGUAGCGAAACAUUGACCGACCUUGAAGCUGGCAAGAUGUACGUGAUCGGUGGCUUGGUCGAUCGAAAUAGACAUAAAAACAUUUGUCUUGACAAGGCGAGAGCGUUGGGUGUGCGGGCUGCAAGGCUACCGAUCGACGAAGAGCACCUCGGUCAUCGCGCCUUGAACUCGAGAAAAGUUCUCACGGUCAAUCAGGUCUUUGAUAUUCUUCUCGGCUGGGUGGAGACGCGCGACUGGGCAUCCGCACUAGAUCGAGGCGUGCCGGGACGCAAGUUUGCUGAAGAGACAAAGAGUCAAAAACGAGCCAGGCUAGCUUCUGCUUCUUCCUCGACUGAUCAUGAGCGCGGCGCUAUCAUGCAACACCUUUCUGCCGAAAUACCCGCAGUCCAAAAGGCUCGCGCUUCCGAGGGCAUAGACGAGGAUGAGCUCUACAAUGCGUCGAACGUCGCCCGAUGAGCCUGGGCUGGAGGCCAUAACGCAAUGUAUUGAUCAUCACACACACUCGUGGCUUCUUUGCACCGCUGCGUGUGUCUCUUCAUAAAGCACGUCAAACAGCGAUGGC
Molecule: messenger RNA, 1811 nt
Organism: Ceraceosorus guamensis
Lineage: Eukaryota; Fungi; Basidiomycota; Exobasidiomycetes; Ceraceosorales; Ceraceosoraceae
Exons: 4
Coding region: 314-1705 (463 amino acids)
Biological process (GO): tRNA N1-guanine methylation
Cellular component (GO): nucleus
Molecular function (GO): tRNA binding
Source: RefSeq, a predicted model, not a curated record